GCAGUUUGGCGGUUGUUGUGGCGGAAGAAAGGAAACGCAUUAACUUUAACGUGUGUUUGUUCUUAGGUAGUUUGUAAUAUUCCAGGUUUUUAUUUAUUUUUUACACUUCAAAAACUAUGUCCGAUGAGGAGCUCACGGUUCCAGAAGAGCUGUUUAAAGAUGUUAAAUUCUACGUGGUUGGAGACAUUGAACAAAAGGUAGUUCAGCUCUUGAAGUCUGGGAAAGCCAAAGAAGUGUCCUACAAUGCGCUCGCUACACACAUCAUUGCAGUCGAUGGGGACAGUCCCGAGGUGGGAGAGGCACGUGAGGUCUUUGACCUGCCUGUUGUUAAGCCUUCCUGGGUAAUCUUGUCUGUUCGAUGUGGAGAUCUUCUACCAGUGGCUGGUUUUUCUCCAGAAUCGGGGCAGAUUUUCUACGGCGUCACUGCAUGUUUACCCAGGAUUUCGUCCGAGGACCGCAAUACACUCUGGGCUUUGAUAACCUUUUAUGGAGGGGAUUGCCAGUUGAACCUGAACAAGAAGUGUACUCAUUUAAUUGUACUUGAGCCAACUGGGGAAAAGUAUGAGUGUGCUUUAAAGCACAGCAGUAUUAAAAUAGUGACUCCAGACUGGGUGUUGGACUCCGUUGUUGACAAGUCCAGAAAGGAAGAGGAGACGUACCAUCCACGACUGAAUAUUCUUGAGGAAGAGGAGGAGGAUGAGGAAGAAGAGGAGGAGGAGAGCGAAGAGGAAGAAUAUGACAGGGGCUCGCAGUCCGAUGGCAGCUACAUUGAAAACAGAUCAAGGAAGUACAGCCCAGCCUCAUCUCGUGAGGGGUCGCCUGUGAGCACAGAGGGGUUCUCCCCAAAGCAGCAAAAGAGGAGUGACCGAUUGAAAAGUGAAUUGAUGUUUGAUGAUUCCUCUGAUUCCUCACCAGAGAAACAGGAGAGGAACCUGAACUGGACCCCAGCUGAGGUUCCCCAGGCAGUGGCUGCUAAGCACCGGCUGCCCCAUGGGAAGGACACCGGUCUAAUAAACUUGUGUGCUAAUGUACCACCAGCACCAGGCAGCGUUGUGCCCCAAGACGCACGGAGUAACUUGUGUGCAAAUGUAGCACCAGGCAAUGCUCUGCCCCUGGAGGCACGGAGUAACUUGUGUGCUAAUGUACCACCAGCACCAGGCAAUGCUCUGCCCCUGGAGGCACGGAGUAACUUGGUGCCUUUGGGACAGAGUGCCCAGGGACCAGAGAGGCAGGAAAUUAUGGCUUCUUGGAGCCCAGCUGUACGGACAUUGAGGAACAUUACAAAUAAUGCAGAUAUUCAGCAAACUAGCAGGCCGUCAAAUGUGGCACAUAUCUUACAGACCCUUUCAGCCCCUACAAAAUCUCUGGAACAAGCAGCAAAUCAGACCCAGCAAGGGCAUCCAAAUGCAGUACUGUUUAACCAAGGAAAGCCGCAGCAGCAGCAGCAGCAGCUAGCUCCAGAAGCACAACUGUUGCAGCAACAGCAGCAGCAGCAGCAACCCCAGCAGGUCCAACAGCAGCAGCAAAAUCCUCAACCGCAGCAGCAGCUACAACACCAACAGCAUUCUCUCUUACAUCUCCAACCACAACAGCUUAUGCAGUUGCAUCAACAGCAGCAGCAGCAGCAGCAGCAGCAGCAGCAGCAACAACAAAUUCCCCAGCAAAACUUUCCACCACAACCACCACCACAACAAACUCAUCAGUUCCUCCAUCAGCCACACCAGCAGCAGAUCCACCAACAAAUCCUCACUCAGCAACAUCAGCAGCAACAUCAGUUUGCCCAACAGCAGCAGUUGCGACCUCAGCAGUUGCAUCGACAGCAGUUGCAACAGCAGCAUGUUUUGCAGCAGCAAUUGCAGCAGCUGCAGCAGCAGCAGCACAGAUUACAACUGCAGCAGCAGCAGCAGCAGCAGCACAACCAGCAACAGUUGCAUCCACAGCAUCCGCAAAGUGUACAACAGCAUUUGCAGCAGUUGCAACAGCAGCAGCAGCAGCAACAGCAGCAGCACCUGUUGCAGCAACAAUUACAACAGCAGCAUUUGCAGCAGCUGCAGAAACAACAACUGCAGCAGCAGACUGUGCAGCAGCAGACUGUGCAACAUCUGCAGAGUCAGAAUUCUCAUCAGCAACAGAAUCCACAACUGCAGCAGCAACAGGCACAGCUGCAGCCAGUGCAGCCGCAGCAGCUCUUUGGGCAUGAGCCAGGACUAGACAUUCCAGAGCACAGCUUCUUAGUGGGCUGCAUCUUUUCCAUUGCUGAUUAUCCUGAACAGAUGUCUGACAAACAACUUCUAGCAACCUGGAAAAGGAUUAUUCAAGCACAUGGUGGAACAGUGGACCCUUCUCUCAGUAGCCGAUGCACACACCUUUUAUGUGAAAGCCAAGUCAGCAGUAUGUUUGUUCAGGCUUUGAGAGAGGGGAAGCGCUGUGUGACUGCCCAUUGGCUGAAUACCAUCCUCAAAAAGAAAAAGAUGGUCCCACCUCAUAGAACCUUGCAUUUUCCUUUUGCAUUUCCCCCUGGAGGAAAACCGUGUUCACAGCAUAUCAUUUCUGUGACGGGGUUUGUGGAUACUGAUCGGGAUGACCUCAAGUUAAUGGCUUAUCUGGCAGGGGCAAAAUACACUGGUUAUUUGUGUCGCAGUAAUACAGUGCUCGUCUGCAAAGAACCCAGCGGGUUAAAAUAUGAAAAGGCCAAAGAAUGGAGGAUUCCUUGUGUAAAUGCCCAGUGGUUGUGUGAUAUCCUUCUUGGAAACUUUGAAGCAUUGCGGCAGGUUCAUCACAGUCGUUAUUCAGUAUUCAAUCUUCAGGAUCCUCUGGCUCCCAAUCAGCACCUCGUUUCAAAUCUUUUAGCUGCUUGGCGGAUACCAUUAAAAAUAUCACAAGAACUCCUAAUGAGCUUGCGCCUGAACCCAAAACAGAAACCCAAUGAACACGGCCUCCAACCUCCUGCAAAAAAGCCCAGGGUUGAGGAUUUGCCACUUCCCAGUAAAAAGCUGCCACCAGAAUCAACCCCUGCCAUGCUCUUCACUGGGUUUGAACCAGCACAGGUUCAGCAGUAUGUAAAGAAAUUAUACUUCCUGGGAGGAGAAAUUGCAGAAAGUGCACAGAAGUGUACUCAUCUAAUUGCAAGCAAAGUGACGAGAACUGUGAAGUUCCUGACGGCUGUGUCCAUCGUGAAGCACAUAGUCACCCCGGAAUGGCUAGAAGAAAGUUUUAAAAGCCAGCAGUUUGCUGAUGAGAAAAACUUCAUGCUGAGGGAUGCUGAGGCAGAGGUGCUGUUCUGUUUCAGCUUAGAAGAAUCGCUGAAGAGGGCACAUGCUGCUCCACUGUUUAAGGGGAAAUUUUUUUACAUCACUCCUGGGAUCUGCCCUAGCCUUACAACAAUGAAAGCCAUAGUGGAGUGUGCUGGUGGAAAGCUGUUAACUAAACAGCCAUCCUUCCGCAAGAUCAUGGAGCACAAGCAGAACAAGAGCUUACCUGAAAUUAUCCUGAUCUCUUGUGAAAAUGAUCUUCACUUGUGCAGAGAAUAUUUUGCAAAAAAUAUAGAUGUCCAUAAUGCAGAAUUUAUCCUGACUGGAGUGCUCACACAAACCAUGGAUUAUGAAUCAUAUAAAUUCACGUGAUGCUUCUCUGGUGUCGUGUAGAAGCAGCCAUAAGAAGUAACAAUAAUAAAACAAAAUCCUGCUGCUGAUGCUUUAUAACACAUUCUAAUGAGAGGAAAGAAGAUGGCUAACACUGUUGAUUUUUAAAAUGUUUUCUAUUAUUAUUGUAAUUCAGAAUUGAUUUAAUAUUUAAAGUAGCUGUGGGUAAGCUAUAUUAAAUGAUGAUUGUUAGAAAAAGAAGAGUUUUAUAUUGUACAGUUUGUAUCCUUUGCAGCUGUUUUGUGUGUUCUAUUUUGGAAUAAAAUGUGAUGUUUUUGAUUACAUUUUGUGAAGCUCUAAAUCCUCUUUUAGGCAUGUGCAGCUGCCAGUGUCAAAGCCUCAUAGGAAACCAUUUGAGGUAGACACUUGUUGUGUUAUAUAAAUCAUGAGUGCUAAAUGUGUUGGUGACAUUAAGAGCUUUGACACAUUUCAAAAUGUUUUGUUUUUUUUACCAGUGUGUGUAUAUA
Molecule: messenger RNA, 4108 nt
Organism: Polyodon spathula (Mississippi paddlefish)
Lineage: Eukaryota; Metazoa; Chordata; Actinopteri; Acipenseriformes; Polyodontidae
Product: PAX-interacting protein 1-like
Exons: 21
Coding region: 117-3623 (1168 amino acids)
Biological process (GO): positive regulation of transcription initiation by RNA polymerase II
Cellular component (GO): nucleus
Source: RefSeq, a predicted model, not a curated record